Molecule: messenger RNA, 351 nt
Organism: Paramecium primaurelia
Lineage: Eukaryota; Ciliophora; Oligohymenophorea; Peniculida; Parameciidae
Source: the annotation of a GenBank genome assembly
AUGUUUGAAGAACCUAUGAUGGAAUCUAUGCUUGAUUAUAAUUAACCAUUAACUCUAGAUUAAAAGUUGUAAACCAUGAACUUACCCCUUAAAACACUUUCAGAAGUCAAAGAAAAAUAUAAAUACCAAAUUGAUUAUUCCACAUUACAAGAGAGAAAAUUUAAUCUUAGAAAAACUAGAUAGCCUCUUAUUAUUUUUUCAUCUGCUGAAAUUGAUAUACCUAUCCCAAGAACUGAAAUAAGGGUAAAAUCAGUGAUAUCUCCAGAAAUAAAUUAAAGUCUCUUAUAUGUUUCUGCUUAGCCCAACAAUUCGAAAAGUAGAAGUCUAGGUUUCAGAAAAAAGCGCUAAUGA